Molecule: messenger RNA, 1095 nt
Organism: Dioscorea cayenensis subsp. rotundata (Guinea yam)
Lineage: Eukaryota; Viridiplantae; Streptophyta; Magnoliopsida; Dioscoreales; Dioscoreaceae
Exons: 2
Coding region: 1-1095 (364 amino acids)
Source: RefSeq, a predicted model, not a curated record
AUGACUCCUCCUCCUGGCCUUCAAGUGCCGCCAGGAUCUGUUUGUCAUCUUUGCCGUGCUCUCUAUGGUCUCAAACCGGCUCCUCGUGCCUGGUUUGAGAGGUUCAGCACAGGUGUUGAGGCUGCUGGAUUUUCUCUGAGCAUACAUGAUCCGGCAGUCAUCAUUCAUUCUUCACCUCAUGGUCGGACCAUUUUUCUUCUGUAUGUGGAUGAUAUGAUUCUUACUGUUGAUGAUUCUGCUCAUAUUACUCUUGUGAAGCAGAAACUGUGUGAGACCUUCUUGAUGACUGAUCUCGGUCCGCUUCGUUAUUUUCUGGGUAUUGAGAUCACAUCUCAUUUUGAUGGUUAUCGACUAUCUAAGCAAUGUUAUACUCUUGAUCUUCUUGCCCGCUCUGGCUUGACUGAUACUCGUACUGUCGCUACACCGAUGGAGUUGCAUUUGCAGCUUCGUGCUUCUGAUGGGAUUCCCUUACCACAUCCUUCUCGCUAUAGGAAUCUUGUUGGCAACUUGGUAUAUUUUACUGUUACACAUCCUGACAUUUCGCACAUUGUGCACAUUCUUUGUCAGUUUGUUGCGGCUCCCACCUCUAUUCAUUAUGGACAUCUUCUCCAGUCCACUCUUCAGCUACAGCCCUACUCUGAUACUACUUGGGCCAGCUCUCCUGAUGAUCGGGUCUCUGUUACUGGCUAUUGUGUCUUUCUUGGGUCUUCACUUGUUAUUUGGAAGACUAAGAAACAACAGACAGUUGCCAAGUCUAGUGCUGAGGCUGAGAUUUGUGCUUUGGCUUCUAUAGUGCAUGAGGUACUUUGGAUUCGCUCGAUUCUGCUUGAUUUUGGUGUACCGAUCCAUUCUCCUAUUCCUAUAAACUACGAUAGUACGGGAGCCCUUCAGAUUGCUGCUGAUCUAGUCAAGCAUGAGCUGACCAAACACAUUGGUGUGGAUGCACACUUCAUCCAUUGUCAUGUCCGUGCUCAUACUGUCCCGCUCCAUUAUCUUCCUACAGAGGUUAAGGUGGCUGAUUUUUUCACUAAAGCACAGACACGUGAUCAGCAUCUAUUUAUGUUAUCCAAACUCAAGACACAUGAUCCACCUUGA